UUCUAUAUUUAUACCUUAGAAAUUGUACAUCAAAUGUCAUUCCGCGAUUUAAAUUAAGCCAAAUUUUUUCAACAAUCAAUGAGCUUAGCCCAUCAUGUAUUUGGCUCAAUAGUAGCAGUAGGGUUAUCGCCUAUUAUAUUAUUCUUCUUCUUAGUUAUAUUAAUUACAUCAUCUGAUAAAUCUUAUGGAUUUCGGCGUUUAUUUGUCAAGCUAUUGCUACGAUUAUUUGAGUGGGCUAGUCAAAUUCAACAUGAAAAACAGCAAACUCACGAUCCAGAUGAUAUUGAUAAAGAUAUUAUUGACCAUUCAAAAAAUAACUUAAUUAAUAAUGGAAACAGUAGGUCAUCAUUAUUUCAUAAGAGUGCUUCAGCUAUCAGGCCUAAUAAAAAUUCCUUCAACAAAAACUACUUAAUAGAAAAAGACAUUCCAACAUACGGGCCACAAACGCCCAUAGCCCCCGCUGAAUCCUUACCUAACUUCCAAGUAGGCGAUAAUGAUGGAGAAGAAGAAAUUGAAACCGAAAAUAAAUAUAAACCUCGAAAAGUGAGUCUGGAUACCAUUGAAAUUAAACAAAAGAGAAACCACGUCGAUGGUAGGAUAGGUUUAACUAGGGAGGCACUCGGGGCUGACAAAAAGAGAGCAGUUAAAUCACCGGAAAUGAGUAAUGGAAUGAUACCUAGGAGUGAUAAGAACAAACCGAUCGACGAUAAAGUGAACCUACUGCCAGGGAAGCAAACUCCCAACGGUGUCAUCAAUAAAAAUGGUCAUCACAUGCCGCCACCUAAUUACAAAGUUAUCAAGGAAAAUUUCCAGAUACACCACGUACUCGAUUACCAACGAUUCGGAAUAGAGGCAAUCAUAGAAGACGAAGUUACACAGAGAUUCCAAGCAGAAGAGUUGCCAUCUUGGAAUCUAUUGACUCGAACCAACAAGAAUUUCUACUACAUCAGCCCGACCUUUACCAUCUUAUGGGGAAUAGGAUUUAUAUUUCGUUACAUCUUCUUGUUGCCAGUCAGGAUUAUGCUAUUUACUUUGGGAAUCAUAUGGCUCAUGUUCUCUACAGCGAUCAUUGGAAUGGUUCCAGAAUCUGAUUUUAAGAUAUGGUUAUACAAACACGCAUCUCUUAUGUGCUUCCGUAUACUAGCUCGUUCUUUAACAGCUAUCGUAAUCUUUCACAACAAAGAUAAUAGGGCAAAACCUGGUGGAAUAUGCGUCGCUAAUCAUACAUCUCCCAUUGACGUUGUCAUGCUGUCGUGUGACAAUUGUUAUGCCUUGAUAGGGCAAAGACAUGGCGGUUUUUUCGGAUUUCUCCAAAAGCUUCUCACCAGGUCCACUCAUCACGUUUGGUUCGAACGAUCCGAAACGCAAGACCGACGUGCUGUGUUCGAUACCAUGAAAAGCCACGUCAGCGAUCCGAAAAAAUUACCCAUACUCAUUUUUCCCGAAGGCACGUGUAUUAACAACACAUCCGUCAUGAUGUUUAAGAAAGGCAGUUUUGAAGUUGGAGGAAUAAUUUAUCCGGCAGCUAUCAAAUACGAUGCUAGGUUCGGGGAUCCAUUUUGGAACAGUAGCCGGCAAACAUUUCUCCAAUAUUUGUUGAUGAUGAUGACUAGUUGGGCUCUAGUGUGCGAUGUUUGGUAUUUACCUCCCAUGAUUAUACAGGAGAAUGAAGAUUCAUAUCAUUUUGCAGAUCGGGUCAAAGCUGCUAUAGCCCAACAAGGGGGAUUAGUCGAUUUAGACUGGGAUGGAGAAUUAAAACGUGCAAAGGUCAAAAAAUCUUGGAUAGACAAUCAAAGAUUUAUAUAUAGUCAAAGAAUUAAAACUGAAUAAUUUUUUUUUCGAAUAGAUAUUAUAUAUAUAACUAAACGAAUAUUAUUUGAAAACUUGGAGAUAAAUUUGAUUUCUCUUGAAUUAUGAUUUUAAUUUAUUUAUAUAAUAUAUAAUCAAAUUUUAGUUUUUAAAUUUGACAUAAGCAAGAAACUCGAAUCUUAAAAAAUUACUAUGACGGCUCAAUUGAGAUGAGGUUUAGUUAAUUUAGUAUAAUAAUUAGUGACCAAAUUUUAUUUUGUCUUUUCAUGAUCUUUAUUUUAUUAGCUUAUUCAAAUUAUUUAAAUAUUGUAUUAUUUGUAUAGUUGAAUUAUUAUUUUAUAAUAUAUCCAUGGCAAUGUUUGAAAUUGUAAUAUUCUGAAUAUUUCUUUAUUAUAUCAAUACAAUCAAAUAAGUUGCAUAGUAAAUUUAUCACAAAUAACAUACGAAGAUCUUUUUACAAUUAUUAUUGCUUUAUUUUUAUUAUUAUAGUACUAUUAUAUGGAAAUCAUGUUAUAUUAGAUUGAUUUUUAAUUUAAUUUCCUAAUAUAGGCUUUUUAUUUUCAAUAAAAUUGAUAGGAUUUCUA
Messenger RNA from Gordionus sp. m RMFG-2023, 2393 nucleotides. Its product is annotated as glycerol-3-phosphate acyltransferase 3-like. The record is from RefSeq and is a predicted model, not a curated record. Lineage: Eukaryota; Metazoa; Nematomorpha; Gordioida; Chordodea; Parachordodidae. Gene Ontology annotation, molecular function: glycerol-3-phosphate O-acyltransferase activity. Gene Ontology annotation, biological process: triglyceride biosynthetic process. The coding region runs from base 79 to 1830 and encodes 583 amino acids. Gene Ontology annotation, cellular component: endoplasmic reticulum. The transcript has 14 exons.